UCAGGUGAUUAUGAAGGCGAGCCUACCUCACUCGCCGUCCGCUCUGUUUUACAUUUAAUUAAGAAACCUGCUGUAUCGUCACUAGUCUGAUUUAUGAGGCGACGGUGAAUGUGGCAUAAACAAGCCCCUGUCCAUGGACCAAUCGCGUGAUAGUCCGCGCCCACCUCGUCUAUCCUGGACACGAUAUUUAAAGCGGAACUCGAUUCGCUGUUCGCGGUAAUUGUGCGCUCGGAAUCUGCUAAAGGAGAUUCUUUUUAUCGGUUUCUUCCUUCUUCGAUUUCAACAAGACAUCAUGACUACCUACAGUGAUAAAGGACCUCGACCUGUUGGAGGAAAAUUCCUCAGUUUCGAUCACAUAAAAUUCUUGGUCGGAAAUGCGAAACAGGUCGCCAGUUUUUAUCGGUGCAGAAUGGGAUUUGAGCCUCUGGGAUAUCGUGGUUUGGAAACUGGUUCCAGACGAACAGCUGCACAUGUCGUCAGACAGAAUAAAAUCACAUUUGUAUUCGAAUCUGCGUACGAGCCUGACAAUCAAGAAAUGUCGAAGCAUCUUGCCCAACACGGAGACGGUGUGCGAGAUGUGGCGUUUAGCGUCGAAGAUAUAGACACAAUUAUGAAGAUUGCCAAGCAGAGGGGUGCUCAAGUCGUGCGCGAUAUAUGGGAAGAAAGUGACGAGUAUGGCACCGUGAAAAUGGCCAUUCUUAGAACUUAUGGCGACACGCACCACACACUGAUCGACAGAACAAAAUACAAGGGUUUUUUCCUGCCAGGCUAUGUGAGGGCUGAAGAGGACUGUCUUCUUAAACAAUUGCCGCAAACACAUUUAAAUUUCGUGGACCACGUAGUGGGUAACCAGCCUGAUAAACAGAUGGAACCCGUCGCGAAAUGGUACGAGGAAUGCCUGCAGUUCCACAGAUUUUGGUCGGUGGACGAUACGCAGCUACACACGGAAUAUUCCGCGCUACGGUCUAUCGUGAUGACGAAUUGGGAGGAGACGGUGAAGAUGCCGAUUAACGAACCCGCGCCUGGAAAGAAACGCUCCCAGAUUCAGGAAUACGUCGAAUACUAUGGCGGCGCCGGCGUGCAACACAUCGCCCUCAACACCAGCAAUAUUAUCACAGCGAUAACGAAUCUGAAAGCGAGAGGAUUGGAGUUCCUCGAUGUGCCCGAUAGUUAUUAUGACACGCUCAGGCGGCGCCUGGCAGCCAGUAACAUGAAAAUCGUGGAAAACUUGGAUGUGUUGCAGAAAUUGAAGAUACUAAUAGAUUACGACGAGAAUGGCUAUCUCCUUCAGAUAUUCACGAAAAAUAUGCAAGAUCGGCCGACGCUGUUCAUAGAAGUCAUACAAAGGCGAAAUCAUAACGGUUUCGGCGCCGGCAAUUUCCAAGCAUUGUUCGAGGCUAUCGAAGUGGAGCAAGCAAAGCGUGGCAAUUUAUAAAAUAUUAACAUAUCGCUGAUAUACGUGUGGCAUUAAUGUGAAAAUCAUUGCCAACGUAAGAUAAUCUGAAAAGGGUGAAAGAUAAAUAUUUCUUAGUAAUAUCGCUUAAUAUUUUAUGUAAUAAAAUAUCACAUUUUGAAUUAUUACGCUAAAUCUACCUCGAAAUUUAGCGCGCAGUUAUCAUGAAAUGUGUAAUAUAUGUUAUUAUGAAUAAUAAUAAUCCGUUUACACAUAA
Ooceraea biroi (clonal raider ant) is the source of this 1670-nucleotide messenger RNA. It is a transcript of the gene Hpd, whose product is annotated as 4-hydroxyphenylpyruvate dioxygenase. NCBI's taxonomy places the organism in Eukaryota, Metazoa, Arthropoda, Insecta, Hymenoptera, Formicidae. Gene Ontology annotation, molecular function: 4-hydroxyphenylpyruvate dioxygenase activity. Gene Ontology annotation, cellular component: Golgi membrane; endoplasmic reticulum membrane. The record is from RefSeq and is a predicted model, not a curated record. Gene Ontology annotation, biological process: L-tyrosine catabolic process.